This is a messenger RNA of Anarrhichthys ocellatus (wolf-eel), 4185 nucleotides long. RefSeq names its product DCN1-like protein 1. The transcript is spliced from 6 exons. Gene Ontology annotation, biological process: protein neddylation. NCBI's taxonomy places the organism in Eukaryota, Metazoa, Chordata, Actinopteri, Perciformes, Anarhichadidae. The coding region runs from base 1340 to 2245 and encodes 301 amino acids. Gene Ontology annotation, cellular component: ubiquitin ligase complex. The record is from RefSeq and is a predicted model, not a curated record. Gene Ontology annotation, molecular function: ubiquitin conjugating enzyme binding; cullin family protein binding; ubiquitin-like protein binding.
CUACCAUACUGGUCAAACAGCGGGUGUGAAAAUGGUAGGUAACCAAAAUAAACACAAACCCAGGCAUUGGCUGUGGCGCGACUAAAGCUUACAUUGAAGAAAUAUAUGCCCGUAGUAUUAAACUGCAAGCCUUCAAUGAUUAGUUACUCGUGUUCGCUGCUAUUACAGAGAAGGUCAGUGGAUGUUUUGAGAGCAGCUAGCUAGCUACUCGUCUCUGUCUGGUAACUUCGGCUGUGAUCAGCUCAGUCGUUAGACCCCAAAGACACACACACACACACACACACACGGGGUCGUUUGACUUAAAACCCGGCACAUCCAUAACCACACUGAUAGUCUAUUCACGUGAUCCUGUCCCCAUCGGUGAUACAUUUAGGCUAACUUAGCUAGCAUUAGCCAGUAUAAGUUACUAGCUGGUGGAAUGUAGACAAUGCUAACCUAUCGUCACCCUUCUGGUCGCACAGUGAUCCGUGCAGACUGAACAGACCUUUGCCUUCAUGUCGUUGUUAAUAACAUACGUUGGUAACCGGCUGGUGGAGUCGAUAUCAGCCUGAUGCACUCGCAGAGUUUCAGUCUCCGGUUUCAGGAAAUGCUACUCUUCAGCAUAGUGCAGCCGGUGUGAGGAGGUAGCGUGGUGAUUUGUGAUUUAUCUAUCAGGGUUGUCGAUCGUUAGUUAAAUAGUAAACAAGUGCUCAUCACAGUUUCCCAGAGCCCAAUGCGAUGUCUUCAAAUAGUUGGUUUUGUCCAAUCGACAGUCCAAACCUCAGAGAUAUUCAUUUGACUGUCAUUGAAGACUAAGAAAAUAACCAAAUCCUAACAUUUUGAGCAGCUGUUGUCAAUCAACUAAUUGAAUCAACUAAGCAUAACAUCUAUAUAGUGUUAGGAAACCAGAAAUCAUCGUGAAUGAGGUUAAAGUAUGACUAUAACUUUAUAGCUAACUGUUGUUUCUGGUCUUUAAUAGCUGCGUUACAGUUGAAUGAUACUAUAUUCUGAAUAUGCUUAAAUUUUAAUAUUAUAUUAAUAUUGCUGUGUAUUUCUGGCAUGGUGCUUGUGUUCCACUCCAGACUGGUUGCACAUCUCGGUCCGGGUGAUGGCAUCCCGUUUCCCUACUCAUGUUACAUCUAUGACUGUAGUUAUCUGAGGGGCCCUCCUGAGUACAGCAUGUGCUGUGAGAAUCCACAACAUCCCCCUUCAGAAAAGCCCAUGUUGCUUUUUGGAUAGGACAUAAUUACCAGCACUGCGUCUUGGCUCGGCACCGAUAAUGUGUGUGCGUCAGUGUGACAGACUAACCUUUUGAUAUAUGAGUGUUUCUGAGUGUCUCGCAGUGUUUGCUGUCGCCUGAAUGCCUGUAGAUGUGUGCGUCUCGCUGUGUGUUAUUGUCUGUGUUUCAGUCUGUGUUUGCGUGUUGUUGUCGGUGUUCCCCAGUCUGAUCGCACCCGUGUCUGACAGCCCUUGUCCUGUACUUACACAGCAUAAGCUGAAGUCUUCGCAGAGGGACAAGGUACGGCAGUUCAUGUCCUUCACACAGGCUGGGGAGAAGACAGCUGUGUACUGCCUCACACAGAAUGAUUGGAAACUAGAAGUUGCGACCGACAACUACUUUCAGAAUCCAGACCUCUACUGUAAGGAAUCCAUGAAAACGUCAGUAGACCGGAAAAGGCUGGAGCAGCUCUACAAUCGCUACAAAGAUCCCCAGGAUGAAAAUAAGAUUGGCAUUGAUGGGAUCCAGCAGUUUUGUGAUGACCUCUCACUGGAUCCGGCCAGUAUCAGCGUGCUCGUCGUUGCGUGGAAGUUUCGUGCUGCCACUCAGUGCGAGUUCAGCAAGAAGGAGUUUCUGGAUGGAAUGACGGAGUUGGGGUGUGACAGCCCAGAAAAGCUGAAGGCCCUCUUGUCGAGAUUAGAGCAGGAGCUCAAAGAUAGUGGGAAGUUCAAGGACUUCUACCAGUUCACCUUUAACUUUGCCAAAAAUCCUGGACAGAAGGGUCUAGAUUUGGAGAUGGCUGUAGCCUACUGGAACCUGGUUCUGUUGGGACGGUUUAAGUUCCUUGAUCUUUGGAACAGAUUCCUUUUGGAACACCAUAAACGAUCCAUCCCAAAGGACACAUGGAACCUAUUGCUGGACUUUGGGAACAUGAUUGCAGACGAUAUGUCAAACUAUGAUGAGGAAGGGGCAUGGCCAGUCCUUAUAGAUGAUUUUGUGGAAUUCGCCCGACCAAUUGUAACAGGAUCGAAACGCAAAACUCUCUAAAUCCAAUCCCAAAUCUGGAAAGCCAGAACCUUGUUUCUUUUACAGUGACUUCAUAGUUUUUUUUUAAAGACUUGUACAAAGAAAAAACAGUGAACAUUGUAGACUUCAGAGAGAAAACAGAAGCACUUGAAACUGUCAGGACACCACCUUUCAGGGAGCCGAGUAAAAACUAUAAGAACAAGUGGCCACAUUUUUUUUGAGGCGUCAUACGGACAUCGCCGGUUUCACCGUCGUCUCUCCUGUCGGAUUCUCAGCAUCCUGGACGUCCCUCUGCUCUGCUCCAGGAGGAGCAGCACCAGGAUGGACACGGCACUGAGAGGAGGCUCACUGGCUGUGUGCGCUCUAAAGGGACUGAAGAGGCAAAAAAAACUGUGUUUUAAGACUCUCCCUCGUCAGCUUUGUUUUGUUAUAUGAAGCUCUGAGUGACCGUGCAAAGAUCCCAUGUCUUACUCUAACUCCGGGACAGAGUGCUCACGACACCAGCACCAGCAGAACUGUUGCAGUUUUUACUGUACAUACUGUAUCUAUUGGGACAGUUUACAAAGAGAGCUAUAAGAAGAAUAAUAUAAAUACAUUCAAUUUAUAAAUGCAGAAGAUGAUUCUUUUAUGUACAGUAAAUGCUAAGAUAGUGGAUGAUAUGCUGUUGGUUUAAUUGUUAGGUGGAUCUGUCAAAUCAUGGAAUUGUGAGCUUCUCAUAGAAAGCAUGUUAAAGACUUUUUACAUCCCCUCGGGCUGGUUUCACAAACCAUUAUCACAAUCGUAAAGGCAGUGUUUUAAUUUAGAAAAAUGAUGUCGGUUGGUGGUAUUCAUUUGUCAGGUUGAACUCAGUUGGGAGUUGGUCUUGAAUCCUACAAGUGACGGAGUCCACAGCGCCACAAUUAUGCUUUUCAAAAGAUCAUUUCUUUUGAACUGUUGAGGACAGAGUUGUUGUCCCUCUGCGACAUAAAUGUGACAAUUCAGCGGCAUUUAAAUGAAAUUGAAAGUGAAGGAAUUACAGAGCCGUAGGAUUGCAUGACACAUAUCUGUAUGUUCUGGCAGUGCGAAGCCUUAAGUUCAGAAGCCAGGACACUAAAGAGGGCAACAACCGGACAAAAAAGUAAGCCUUAAGAAUAAAUAUCUGUCUGUUCAAUAUUUAUAUUUCGUACAAGCCCAGCUGUCCAGUGUUACUGAAGGUAGUGAAAGUUAUAAUAUAUUGUUAAUGCAUCAUGUAAGCAGCCUAAGUAUAUUGUUCAUUUAAGAAAGAUGAAUAAAGCAUGAGUUUUUCCAUAAUCAUACACGCAAAUUGUUCUUUUGUUGAUCAGCUAGCUGAGGGACAUUUUCCAUCAGUUACAGAACAGAAUAGCUGCUCAGACCACAGUGUGUUUGUAAAGCAGAGUUGUGGUUGCCAGAGUGUAAAAAAGAUGUAUGACCAUACUGAUCUGAAUGUGUUCAAGAAAGCUUUAAUAUUUCUUCUUUUUUUCCCAGAAUAUCCCUCCAUGUUGUUGAUUGUUAAUAAUAAAAGAAUAUUUAACAAGAUGUUUUUUAGUACUUGCAUGUGGUAUUCUGGUCAAUUUGAUAACUUUUGUUUGGACAACAAACACCAUGAACAGUUACACAUGGUUCACUAUGUUGUUAGUUCCCUGUUUUGCAACUUUACAAUGUCACAUCAGAGGUACUGUAUUGGACGACAAUGGUCGUGUAACAUGUUCAUUCCUCAUCCUACUUCCUAACACAACGCAGGUCAAGUGAUAUUUGUGCCACUAUGAAUCUACAUGCUGUGACAUCCUCUGAAAAAGACCACGACUACUUGUAGCCAGUAUAAAAGUUUAUUUUAGGAGUUAAGACCCCAAUCAUGAACCACAACAUUCUCAAUUUCAAAAAGAUGAUGAGCUUUGUUUGUUUUUUCUUUCUUUAGUUUCCUUUAAUCUCUCCAUUAUUGCCAUUGAAUGAAGGUGCAAAAA